CGUAGGUCCAAGCCCUGUGCGCUUUCAUUUUGGUUUAGCUACUAGCUAAGUGAUUCCAAAUAGCUUCAUAAUCUUGACUGGAGUUAUUUUUAGCUGGCGAUUAAAGUGUUGUUGGAGGGUAUUCGCUGUGUUCCUGUACCUAGAAAGUGUGUAAAUCCACUGAACAGAGGCGGACCUAGUUAGGUCUGGAUUAGCCGCUCCUCGAGACCGCUGGCUGCUCAGUUCUUAAAAGGAAUAUCUUUACACGUUGGGUGUCAUUAGCAAGUUAGCCCGCUAAAUUACCUAGCGAACACAUCAUCGCUAGGUUUUUACAACAUGUCAUAUCGGAGGACAAUCAAACUUGUGUGUGGGUUCGCUGGCGGAUCAGCGGUGCUUGUUGCCGCAGCGGAAUCCCGUGGUUAUUUCGGUGACACGCAAGGAGAGCGAGCAGGUCAGUGGAGUCGGUUCAAUAUUCUCCAAGCUGCACAGCCAGCGACAUGGUCAGCGGGAAACCACACUGUUGCAUCUACUCGACAUGCCUGGGACUUCAACUGGGAUAAGUAUGACUCCUUUAUUAGCUAAGUCUGAUGCAGACUACUGUAAAACAUAAAGGGUGUCUGAUGGGAUGUGGGUCAAAUCAAGUAGUUUAGUCUACACUGAGUGUGAUUGAUAUUUGCAGCCAGCAACAUGUUGACAGCCUGACAGGUGGCUUGUCAGGGCUCUGGGCAGGUAGGUCAUCAAGAGAAAUAAACCACCACACAAAUCACUGAUUUGAUCCCUCUGUACUGUACUAGGCGGGACUCGUCCACACUGUUGACAAAUGGAAAGAAGAAGGAGAACACCAGUGAAGACCCAAGCUCGGAGCAGGAGAAUGGCAAACCCAAAGCCACACGCAACAUCCUCCUCAUCAGGCACUCCCAGUACAACCUGAGUGGGAAUGGAGACCAUGAGAGAAUCCUCACCCCUUUAGGUUCUGUACCCUGUGCUGCUGUGUAUUCAUGUUGCUAAAGGCAUGAAACAUAGACCUAGUUCUCCACUCUGCUCUACAGCUCAACAGUUGCGUUUUAGUGAAUAAGAAGAGCAUAUUCAGCAGCACUCUUUAGAGGUGGUGAAAGUGGUAUACGAGUACAAUCUGGUAAUUUAUGGGACAAUGUGUUGGUGUUCUGCAGGUCGGGAGCAGGCUGAGCUUACUGGCCAGCGGUUGGCUGCCCUGGGGCUGAAGUAUGACAUCAUGGUCUACUCCACUAUGGCCAGGGCCACCGAGACGGCCAACAUCAUCAGCAAGUACCUCCCAGGUCAGAACCCUAGACCGGCAGACUUUACAGCUGAGGCGUAUGCCAGAGUCUAUUCAAUAUUCAGAGACACGCUUGUCUGGUACCACGGGACUAACCAGUACUGUGCAUCAGGGGUGACCAAAUCUCCUUCUGGAGAGCUACCAUCCUGAAGGAUUUCCCAGCCUCAAUCUAACACUCGUGGUUCAACUUUAGAAUCACGUUUUGACUUCAGAAAAUGGAUUGGUUGAAUCAAUAGACCAUGGGGUUAAAUCAGGUGUGUUUGUGUAGAGCUGGAGCAAAAGCCUGCACACCCAGUAGCUAUUCAGGAGGAGGGCUGGCUACCUCUGCUGCUAUUCAUGGUGCAGAUAUUUACAGUUCCUUCAGAAAGUAUUCACACCCCUUGACUUUUUCCACAUUUUGUUGUGUUACAGGCUGAAUUUCAAAUGGAUUCAAUUGAGAUUUUGUGUCACUGACCUACACACAAUACCCCAUAAUGCCAAAGUGGAAUUAUGUUUUUUGACAUUUUUACAAAUUAAUAAAAAAUAAAAAGCUGAAAUGCCUUGAGUAAGUAAGUAUUCAACCCCUUUGUUAUGGCAAGCCUAAAUAAGUUCACGAGUAAAAAUUUGCUUAACAAUGCACAUAAGUUGCAUGGACUCACUCUGUGUGCAAUAAUAGUGAAUGACUACCUCAUCACUGUACCCAACAUAUACAGUUAUCUGUAAGGUCCCUCAGUCAAGCUUUUAAAUGUAUGUAGUUCUGUCCUUGAGCCAUUCUUGUCUAUUAAUGUUCUGAAUUAUGUCGUUUCAUGUUUGGUGUGGACCCCAGGAAGAGUAGCUGUGGCUUUCGCAACAGAUAAUGGGGAUCCUAAUAAAAUACCAAAGCAGUGAAUUUCAACCACAAAGACCAGGGAGGUUUCCAAUGCCUCGCAAAGAAGGGCACCUAUUGGUAGAUGGGUAAAAAAAAAAAAGCAGACAUUGAAUAUCCCUUAGCGUGGUGAAGUUAUUAAUUAUACUUUGGAGGGUGUAUCAAUACACCCAGUCACAAGAAAGAUACAGGCAUCCUUCACUCAGUUGCCGGAGAGGAAGGAAACUGCUCAGGGAUUUCACGAUGAGGCCAAUGGUGACUAAAAGAGUUACAGAGUUUAAUGGCUGUGAUAGGAGAAAACUGAAGAUAGAUCAAUAAUAUUGUAGUUACGCCACAAUAUUAACUUAAUUGACAGAGUGAAAAGAAGGAAGCCUGGACAGAAUACAAAUAUCUUUCAUAUGGUUUUUUUUAACAGAAAUGACAAUUAAAUCCAUUUUAAUCCCACUUUGUAACAGAACAAAAUGUGGAAAAAGUCAAGGUGUGUGAAUACUUCCUGAAAGCACUGUACAUCACUUGAUACCAAAGCUCUAUCUCUGAUAACCGCCUCAGAAGCUUCGAUCUCAGAUUUUCAGAUGUAAAAGUUGUCAUGAAUAGAUAAGUAUUUCACUACUCACCACUAACUAACUUUAAUCUUCUGAUUUGUAAUUGGUAUAGGGGUAGAGCUGGUGAGCUGUGAUUUGCUUAGGGAAGGAGCACCCAUCGAACCUGUGCCUCCUGUUAACCACUGGAAGCCUGAUGCUGUGGUGAGAGACACGCCCAUUCUCUGUCAUAUUACCUCCUGUUUAGUUUCCCUUUCACUUAUUAGUUACUGCCGUCUGCAUCAUUCAAUGCAAUGUAUUCCAAUGAGAGGUCAGAGGUAAUCUCAAACCCUCGUCUGACACGACCACUGUGGACCUCUACCGCUCUACAGCAGUACCACGAGGACGGGGCCCGGAUCGAGGCUGCCUUCCGCCGCUACAUCCACCGCGCUGACCCCAAGCAGAAGGAGGACAGCUACGAGAUCAUCGUCUGUCAUGCCAAUGUCAUCCGCUAUUUUGUGUGCAGGUGUGUUGGUCUCCCCAGGCAGGCUGAAGCUGGAGCAAAGCCUCAUUCAACAAGAUGAUGCCAAUCAACAUGAUGACUUUGUCCAGCAAUUUCACUGUCUUGCUGAUGUCUUUGCAUUUCAUGACUAUAAUGAUGUGCUUUCCAACAUCGCAUGAUGUGAAUAUUUGUUUUUAAAAAUAGACCAGCUCUCAUAGCGUAUUUAGGUUGCUUUUACAGGCUCUCUCCCUCCCUCUGUGUGUCAGGGCUCUGCAGUUUCCUCCAGAGGGCUGGCUGAGGAUGGGGCUGAACAACGGCAGCAUCACCUGGCUCACCGUGCGCCCCAGCGGCAGAGUGGCACUGAGGACACUGGGAGACUCAGGGUUCAUGCCCCCAGACAAACUCACACGGACCUGA
Molecule: messenger RNA, 3554 nt
Organism: Coregonus sp. 'balchen'
Lineage: Eukaryota; Metazoa; Chordata; Actinopteri; Salmoniformes; Salmonidae
Source: the annotation of a GenBank genome assembly